GAAGCUGGACACCAGCAUAAUGUAUUACAAAUUUAGUGGAUUCACGCAGAAAUUAACUGGAGCAUGGGCUUCAGAAGCCUACAGCCCACAGGGAUUAAGGCCAGUGGUUUCCCCUAUCAUAUUUGCCACACCGACUAAACUGACCUCUAGUCCCACUGGUUAUGAUUAUGCUGGGAAGAACAAGGUUCCAGAGCUACAGAAGUUUUUCCAGAAAUCUGAUGGCGUGUCUGUCCAUCUGAAACGAGGCCUUCCUGACCAAAUGCUUUACCGGACCACCAUGGCGCUGACUGUGGGAGGGACCGUCUACUGCCUGAUUGCCCCCUAUAUGGCUUCACAGCCCCAAAACAAAUAA
Molecule: messenger RNA, 352 nt
Organism: Marmota flaviventris (yellow-bellied marmot)
Lineage: Eukaryota; Metazoa; Chordata; Mammalia; Rodentia; Sciuridae
Source: RefSeq, a predicted model, not a curated record